Molecule: messenger RNA, 411 nt
Organism: Danaus chrysippus (African queen)
Lineage: Eukaryota; Metazoa; Arthropoda; Insecta; Lepidoptera; Nymphalidae
Source: the annotation of a GenBank genome assembly
AUGGAGCGUUGUACGGGACGCUGGGAUGUCGGGCCGCGCCGCGCCUCGCUGAAUCAUUGGGUUCAGCCCUGUCGUCGAGGCGGGCCGAUAGCAAUAUCGCUGAGUGCGGCACGAGCGAGUCCGCGCCUAAUUUACUACGCCAACGCCUGCCUUACUCUGAGACCCUGUCAACAAAGAGCGUGCGCUAUCAAGGCCGGAGCACAUGAUCGUCCGGUCGGGCGAUCGGGCCGAUUGUUUUGCGGGCAAUUAGCGCCGUUCGGUCCCGCACGUGUUCUGCGGUCCGGGACCGGCACCAGUCGCUCCGGUCGCCUUACUCGAGUUACUCGAGUUACUCGCCUUACUCGACUUACUCGCCGCUCGUCAGUGUACCGCGCGUGCCCCACGCGAACGGUCGUGCGCUCUGUCCGCUAA